AUGAGACUCUAUCCAGUUAUAUUCCUUCUUUCAGUUGUCAUCUAUACAAAGGCUCAAGCUCCUCCAGACAGCUUAAUCUACCCCAAGGAUUAUGCAGAACUGGGUAAGGAGAACACCCUUAUCUGCUCCAUGAAUCAUUUUUACCCUCCUGCUGUGAAAGCCAAAUGGACCAAGAAUGACAUAGAGGUGAAGGAGGGAGUGACUCUUGGCAGGUACUACCCUAAUAAUGAUGGCACAUUCAACCAGUUCUCCACCCUGAGCUUCACUCCAGAGGAGGGGGACAUCUAUACCUGCACUGUGGAGCACAAGGCACUAACUGAACCCCUAACCAGGAUCUGGGAGCCUGAGGUGAGCCCACAGGCUGGUGUUGGAGCUACAGUCUUCUGAGGAGUGGGGCUUACUGUGGGGCUUCUGGGAGUGGCCACUGGAACCUUCUUCUUCAUUAAAGGAAACAACUGUAACUGA
Megalops cyprinoides (Indo-Pacific tarpon) is the source of this 465-nucleotide messenger RNA. Its product is annotated as H-2 class II histocompatibility antigen, A-U alpha chain-like. The record is from RefSeq and is a predicted model, not a curated record. The transcript is spliced from 3 exons. Gene Ontology annotation, biological process: peptide antigen assembly with MHC class II protein complex; positive regulation of T cell activation; immunoglobulin production involved in immunoglobulin-mediated immune response. Gene Ontology annotation, cellular component: MHC class II protein complex. Gene Ontology annotation, molecular function: MHC class II protein complex binding. Lineage: Eukaryota; Metazoa; Chordata; Actinopteri; Elopiformes; Megalopidae.